AACAAAAUCCAUUUUUUAAGAGCAUAGAAGCCAAGCACUGGCUAAGAGUCGGUGUCCUUCCUUUCUAAGACUUUUAUUUUUCUACUCUUUAUUUUGGGGGAUGAGUGAAGAGAGGGUUGUAAGUUGUGCAGAUGCUAUAGAAGAAGAUGCAAAUGCUGCUGGAGAAGAGCACACUUCUAGGUGUUUCCAAGCCUCAGCCUUGUGUUGCUGCAUCCCUAGAAGGCGGUUGUACUUACCAGGGAGGAGACCCAAGGACAGAAAGAAGAAAAACGAGAAAAAGAAUUAUCCUGAAGAUCUAUCCUGUGAUGUCACCAUGUUUGAGCAAAGACAGCAGAACAUGGGCCAAGACUAUUGGAAGAUGACACCUGCAGGUGACGUGGGUGUACAAACAGAGGCUAUCAAGCCAGCUUUGGCAGUAUGUACCCAGCCCUAUGACAGAAAAAUUCAAGAUCCCCAUAUACCUAUGCCUUUAAGUGAUAUAUUUUUGGAAGAAAAGCAAGGAGAAUGUGAUGAAAAAACAAGUGCAAAUACUUUCCAAACGCCACAACAAAAGGAGGGAUCAGAUAAUAUGAGUGUAUUAUCUUUGGAAAAGGUAAAGAAAAAGGUAGUGGGUGCAAAAUUAGAGGGUGAUCCCUCUGAAGAAGGGAAGGAGUAUCUAAUUAUGGCAGCUGAAGAAAGCAGACAACAUAGAAAAUCUGAAUUGCUGAGUGCAGUGCUCCAAGAAGUAACCGAUGAAAAGGAACAACAAAAAGGAAGAGGUCAUACAGGGAUUAUAUUGGAAGGUUUGCCCUGUAAGAAGGACCAGAAGCGGAGUCACCAAGAUGUGCCAUUUCAGGAGCUGCAGCAGGCUAGAGAACUAGAACCAAACAGUACAUCGACUGCCAGUGAAAACAAAACUCAAGAGGAACAAAACACAAGUAUUGAUUCCAAGGGUGCAACUUCUUUGCAGGAACUGUUCAACCAACCAGCUGUACCAUGCAAUGAGGAACAGCAGGUUGGGAGGCAACAACAACAUGGUAUGGGUAUCACCCAUAACAUGGAGAAACGAGUAUUCUGGAGUCAAAUAAAUCCUGUAUCUAAAGGAGAUGUUCGCAAGGAGGAGCAGGCUUACAAAGAUAACACAAACCAGGAGGUACAGCAGCCUGUGGAACAAAAAUACCCAGAUAUUUUGUCUACCAUGUGUGGAAAUGAUGAACAAGAACAGCCAGAAGUACAACAGCUUUUAGAUUUUGUAAGAGAAACCUCCUCCAAUGAGAUAAACUUGUUUGACCAAGAAGACCAACUGCCUAUUUUACCCAAAGCUAUGAGCUUUCCAUUGGAGGACACAACCUGUGAGAAGGUACAGGAAGACACACAAGCUUUCAGAAGCUCAACAUUAGAGAGCUUUCUCAGCAUGUCAGAAGAUCAUCAGUAUGUUCCCCACCAGAAGGAUCUACAAGCUGUUGCAAAAGAAAACAUAACUACAUUGCCCCUGGGUGUAGCUUGCACAAUGGAUCUGCAACAACUAGCAUAUAUAAACAGUUUGCCUCAGGAUGUUGUUACUCAUGUUGCAAAGCAAAAACACUCAGAUGCACAGCAGCUUCUUUUACUGGAACAAAUUAGCACACACCAUGAUGAAAAGGAAAUGCAAGAAGGUCUAAAUUAUGCACAUUCCGGAUGUAAGGGCACUGCCUAUACUGAAGAACAGGAGAAGCAAAAGCUCAGUGCAUCAGAACAUACAACUACACUUCCUGACAACCUAAGCUAUGAGAAAGAACAGCAAAGAAAAUUGGACUGUGGAGAUUCUGGGUCUGAGGGCACCUAUGACAAGGAGGACCAGGACCAUCAGGGUACUCUUUACUUAGAAGUGCAACGGCCUCUAGGACUUGCAAAGCUGAGCUCUUUGCCUCUGAGUGGAACCUCUGAAGAACUGUGUGUAAGAAAGGACAACCUAUACACUGGCAUUCUUGAAAUACCCUCCCUGAAUGAAGAGCAAGAAGCCGAGGACGAUGAGAGCAAGGUGCAUAUGCUUGCUUCCUCCAAAGACAAUGCAAUAGCGCAGGAACAAGAAGCACAACCACUUCCUAUGCUCCCACAGGCAGGAUGCAACACAGAAGGGGAGCAACUGGAGACAUGGCAUAUCCAGAAGACAACAUCCAUACCGUAUGAGGAGCAGCAGGAAAGGGAACAACUGAACCUGGGCAUGACCUGUGAGGAGCAAGAGAAGAAGGGAAAAUGGGGUCUGUCAAGCACCACAUUCCCUUCUACUACUGAGGAUGAGGGGCAUAUAUAAGGUGAUCAUUUCCUUCAUUUGAGGCAAAAUCCUCAAAAUUACUACUUUUGCUGUCUCAGAAACUACCUCCACUGAAAUAUGAAAGCUGAAGAGAUAUUACUUCUUUUUAAGUUUUGCACAAAGGUACAGUUUAUAUGUAGAUUAAGUCAAAAAGUAAACAAAAUUGAAAAUAA
Molecule: messenger RNA, 2445 nt
Organism: Podarcis raffonei (Aeolian wall lizard)
Lineage: Eukaryota; Metazoa; Chordata; Lepidosauria; Squamata; Lacertidae
Exons: 2
Coding region: 101-2272 (723 amino acids)
Source: RefSeq, a predicted model, not a curated record